AGUGACAAAAGGGGGGAUUUUCAAACAUCCUGAAUGAGAGGACUGCUUUUGCCCUCGGCACAUGCCGCAUCUGUAAAGGAACCCAACAGGGUGAACUUUUCCUUACACGACAACUUUUGUUCAAAGUGGUGGAAAGAACAUCAGCUGGGCCUCAUUUUCAGCAUCUGGACGAGUGGAUCGGCAUGGGCUAGCCCCAACCAUUCCCAAAGAGCUGAAGUGGACUGGAGAAGGAGCAGGAGGAGGAUGAGUGUUUACACUCUCAACCUCAGGUUUUUCUGGCCACUGGUCACUUGCAUCCUCACUGCUCUGCUGCUACUGCAUCAGUACAUCUUUAGAGGAUUAGAGGACCAAGGAAGUGACUGUGCUAACCAGGGACCAGGAGUUGUCACACUUUUCAAGUACAUUCUGGCAUUUAUUAUGUGCUACUUCUUCAUAAGGUACUGCUCAAGUCAACCUGGCUCUGUAAGGAGGGGUUUCCAUAAAGUCCUAGAGGUUCAUGGAAAGUCGGGAGUCUCCAAGCGAGAGUUACUUAAUGAACACUAUGAGAGGCAUGUGCGCCUCUCUCCACAUGUUCUGGGCCACAGCAAAGCCCAUGUUGCCAAAUUGGUCAGUGAACUUGUCAGGGUGGGCCGUACUGAUGUCCCACCAGAGUCCUCUCUGGCCUUCAGGGGAGACUUCAUCCAGAUCGGCAGCUCCUAUGAGGAGCACAAGGUGGGCUCACCUGACUGUUUUGAUAUCCUCGUACCUCUGCGAGCUCCUCGUGGGCUGAAACUGGAGGCCGUCGCUUGCACUGACAAACAUGGAGGACCACCGCUGUGCACACUAAACACACCUCGCAAGGCAGAGUGGACACGCCGUCACAAGUCCUUUACUGACACAUUCUUGCACAGUUCUCAAAAUGUCUAUAAGAUGAGCCCAGAUUCUGUCCAGCGCUGGUUUUACAUGGCCACACAGCGCUGCCUUGCUGCCGUACGUUACCCUUUUGAUCAGCGCUGCUCCCUCAGUCUCUCUCUCAGUGAAGAGCAGCAGGUUCUCCUCCGUAUGACCCCCCGCUCUGAUUACGUCUGCUGUCACAUAUCUAUGGGCAUUCGGCUGAUCCCAGCAUUUCCUCUCAGUGAUGGAGCCUUUUUGGUGGCAUCUCAGCAAGGAAAGGACUUUUGGACAGUGUAUUUUCCUAGACAGGAGCAGAGACUGCUGACAUGCCUGAAAGGCAGACUGCCCUUCAACUCCUGCCAUCUAAAGUGCCUUCAACUCCUAAAAGAGAUCUGUAACCUCAGUGGAGAGGUGCUGGACCAGCAGUCUGGAGCAGAAUGGGGAAGGGUGCUUUCGUCUUAUGCUCUGAAGACCGCCUGGAUUCGUCUGCUGCUCAGUACUCCCCCUGAGGCCUGGGAUGACUGCAACCUUGUGGAACGGCUAGAUGAUCUUCUCCGCAGUCUAAGGGACAGCCUACAGUCUCGGGCUCUCUGCCAUUUACUCCUCGGAGGUGUUAAUGGCCAUCUGCCAGACUCUGUUGCUCUGCCCAAGCUUGUAAAGGAGAUGGUACCCUCAAACCUGUGGGCAGAAUUCAGUGACGUCACCCUCGAUAUGGUCUCCGCCCGACUGACCUACUCCUGGAACCACCUCCCACGCCUCAUUCGCCUCGGGCGACCACAGAGGACCAGCCUUGGCAGAGGAGUCCGCUGCAAAUAUGUGGAUGCAGAGUAAAGGUCAACUAUAACUGGUAUUACUAAACACGCAGUGAUGAACUUCUGCAUCUUAGUGUUUUAUGUUUUUGGACAUUUAUGUCUCUUAAAAUCAGUGUUUCUUUUAAAUUCUGUUAAAAAAUAUUUUUUGCUCGAAGGUAGCAGCCAAAGCACUAGAUUAGACCAUUAUGGUAGCAAAGGUACAGUACAAAGGUACAGUAGUACAUCAAUCAUUUCAGUCUUGGUACUGUAUAAAUCAGUAUUGUACUGUAAUUGAAGAAUUCACUUCAAAAUGUUGCUUGAAUUUUACUUUAGUAAUAAUUUUCUUUUUGUGCAAAUUUAUUUAUCAUAUCUGGAGAGACAUGUAGAUUUUUAAAACAAAAAAGGACCAGUGACCAUUCAUAUAUUUAUUCUAGGAGUCAUUUUAGAGAUAAAAACUCAUUCCAGCAAGCAUUUUUUGUUUUUAAAAUAUGUCUAAUAGAUGUCUAAUAGAUGUUUAAACAUAGUCGUCUUGGCUAAAACAAGGCUAAUUUGAGCUGUCAGUGAAAAUCUAAUAGACACCUAAGAAUAUGCUAAAACUAGACUAUAGUCAUCAAGUUAACAGAAAUGAAUGACUACACAUAUAAAGUCUGUCUAAUCGGUCUAUUUGAUGACUAGUCUAGUUUUGGGCUAUUCUUAGACGUCUAUUAGAUUUUCACUGACAACCCAAGUUUAGCCUUGUUUUAGCCAAGCUGUCUAUGUUUAGAUGUCUAUUAGACGUCUAAUAAACACAAAAUUGUUUGCUGGGAUGUGUCUGACCUGCUAGACUUGAGUUGACUCAGUGUGACCAUGAUGUCUUGGUAGUGAGUAGUCAAAACAACAUAAAGACCAAAGUUUUUCCACACCCACACAGUAUUAGUAAUGCCAGCCUGAACAGAUGAACAUCCUGUUUUGAAGAUUUCAAAAUCAUAUGCUAUGAUGACAUGACAUUUUGAUCUAGCAAUAUAUUACAUAUUUUUUAAUGAAUGAAUUAUUGAUAUUGUUUCAUAACACUUUUAGCAUUGCUUAACUGAUUGCUUAAGCAUUCAGAUGAUGAGUUAGAUCAUAAAUUGUGCUUCAGUUCACCUUAGUUCAUUACUUCAUUUGACCCACUGAAGGAUGAGGCAUAACUUCACUUCAUCUUGCUAGUCUACAGGGACCCAAACAUGUGUGCGCAUCAUCUUUUCCCUCACAGACAUGCUUCUACAGGCUGUCGCUAUAGAGACACGCUACCUCAGCCCAGGGUCACUUAUUCAUGCUGUAGCUUUAGUUUUAGUUGCUGAUUGCUUUCCAUUCACUUUUACAAAGCAGCAGAUUUCCUCAUUGAUAUCUUGCAGGUACUGAUAGCCACAAGGUUAAUUUGUUAGCCUCUUUUCUCAUCCACGAAGCUGUUCUUAAACUAAGAGUUCAUGGUCCUUCAUGUCAGGCAAAUUAGUUUCACCAGCUUUACAGGGAAAUGCUUUAAGCUUCAUUUCUGGUGUUGCCUAAAAGCAGAACAAACAAAUGAAAUAAGGAAAUGAAACGGGACUUGCUCUGAAAACUAUGCUAAAAUGUAGUCCAAAACAAGCAAUAUAAAAAUACAGAGUGACUGAUGUUGAAUGUUUUCAUAUUAAUGUAUAGUUCAUUUAAUGUAUAUUUGGUACUGUAUAUGAAUGUAAGUUGAAUGUAAAAUACUUUGUACUUGAUGUACAUAUUUGAGAAAAAUAUUUUGUGUGUAUAUGUAUGUGUGGU
Molecule: messenger RNA, 3431 nt
Organism: Danio aesculapii
Lineage: Eukaryota; Metazoa; Chordata; Actinopteri; Cypriniformes; Danionidae
Product: inositol 1,4,5-trisphosphate receptor-interacting protein-like 2
Exons: 1
Coding region: 34-1704 (556 amino acids)
Source: RefSeq, a predicted model, not a curated record